CUUUCCCCUAAUGGGCGCACGCGCAGUGGCUUCUCCUAGUGGUCCCUGGCCAUGGCUGAGUGGACACCUGCCCAGGCUUGGGAAUGGGACGUGGAGCCGCCGCCCGUGCCGCCGCCCUUCCAGCCUCCCACCCUCUUUGACCAAAGCGCCGAGAGAGAGGUCUACCCCGCGGCCGAGAUUUCCCUGUGGACGGUGGUGGCCGCCAUCCAGGCGGUGGAGCGGAAGGUGGACUCCUACGCCUCGCGGCUGCUGAGCCUAGAAGGCCGAUCGGCGGCAACCGAGAAGAAGGUCUUCGAGCGCAAGAAGUCGGAGGUGGAGGUCGGCAACCGCCUGGCCGCCCUGGGAAGCCUGGUCCAGCAGUACGGCCAGCUCCGGCGCCGGGUGGAGAACUUGGAGAACCUGCUCAAGAACCGGGACUUCUGGAUCCUGCGCCUCCCGCUCGGCCCCAAAGGAGAGGUCCCCAAGGUCCCCGUCACCUUCGACAACAACAGAGCGAGCGUCUCCAUGCAAGAGUGGGCCAACCUGGAAGACUGGCAAAAAGAACUCUAUAAGAACAUCACCAAAGGAAACUACGAGCCACUAACCUCCCUCGACUCGGCCAUUUCCAAAGUGGAACCUCCUCCCCAGACCGAAGCAGUGGACGCUCCCCCUUUUGUGGGCCAAGAGUUUGCGGAGCGGAAGGGUUUCAGCGCACUGCCCAGGACAGAACCAGAACCUCUGGCUUCCAAGGACGACCUCUUGUCUUGGAUCAAGCAAGAAGAGCCCCCCGGCAAAGAGAAGUGGGACCCCGAGAAAGAGGUUCCUCCUGUUCCUGGCUUUGCGGGCAGCUCUGUGGGCGUGGGGAGUCCAUCGGAGAUGAAGGUCCUGGCCCCUGGUUCCUCCUCUUCGGAGGCGCCCAACAUGGUCAUCGGAGAGGUCCAGGUGCCUCUGGACAUGACAGCCGAAGAGGAGGAGGAAGAGGAGGCGGUUGAAGCGCCCAUAGAGAUGCGUGCGCUGUCCUCCCGCCCGCAGGUGCCCUGGUCCGGCUUCGAGAAGGCCUUCACCUUCGUGCGGCAGAGGGGCAAGAACGUGAUCGUCCAGUGCAGCUACUGCCUGCCGCUGGUCAAGCACCUCAGCUCGGCCUUUGCCUCCGCCUCCAACCUCAAGAAGCACUUGGAGAGAGCUCACCCUGGGAAGCUGAUUGCGAUUGAAAGGGCCAGAAAGGCCAGGCGGCGCGGCAUCUAUUGCGAAGAGCUGAGGCCGGAUGCGGACGCUGCUUUCAGCCGCCUCCCCCGGCACCAGCAGCGGACCCCCUUCGGUCGGUGGGGCUCGUGCAAUGAGACGCUCACCCAGCAGACCCUGGACCGGAAGGUGAUGGACUUCAUUGUGGAGGAGACGCUGCCGCUGGAAACAGUGGACAAGCCUUCCUUCAUUGGUUUGGUGCGCCUCGGCCUUCCGGAAGGGCUGUCCGUCAUGAGCGCCGCGACCCUGCGAGACAGGAUUGAGGGGCAUUCGUUAGCCCUGCGAGAGGCACUAGUGGGCAGGAUGGGGGACGUGGCGCACGUGGCGACCACCGUGGACUGCUGGGCCAGCGGCCGGAAGAGCUUCCUGCGGGUGGCGGCGCAUUGGAUCAACCCGGGCACACUCAAGCGGGAGUUUGGGGCCUUGGCCUGCAAGCGCCUCAGAGGGCGGCCCUCCUACGCCGUCCUGGCUAAAGCCCUGCACGACGUCCACGUCGAGUACCGCAUCCACAACAAGAUCGUCUGCAUGACCGUCGACAGUGGCUCCAACUUCGCCGGGACGCUCCGGGUGUCCAAGGGCAGGGAGACGGAGAUGGCGGAGACGUUCGAGGCGAGCGACAACGACGAGGACAAGGCAGAGGUGGAGUUCGUGCCCUUGUUCGAGAUACUGGAAGCGGGGAACAAAGCCGGAGAGGGGACGGGGGACAAUGACGGUUUCCGCUUGCCUCCGUUCCAGAGGUGCGCCAGCCACACCCUCAACCUCAUAGCGACGUGCGACGUGCAAGGCUUGAUCUCCGAAUCGGCCCAAAACAGCUCCCUUGGCCUUUUCUGGAAACACUUCUCCUCCUUGAUGGCGAAGUGUAACCGACUGUGGCGCGAGCAGAAGGCUUCACCGCAGACAGCGGAGUACAUCCUGGAGCAGUGCGGGGCCUACCUGAAGGUGCCGGACCGGUCCAGGUGGGACUCCACCUACGAAGCCUUGAAGCAGCUGAGCCAGCUCCUCUCCGCCGCGCCGCUCCGUGUCGGUGCCGUGAUGGACCGCUGCUCCUUGGCAAGAGUGACGGCGGAGGAGGGCUUGGCCGCGAGGGAGUACGCCGAGGUCAUGGCCCCACUGGCCCAGGCGCUGGACAUCCUGCGGCGGGACAGCGGCAUGUUCAUGGGCUACCUGCUUCCCACGCUGUACAACCUGGACCGCAAGCUGCGGGAGAUGGAGCACCGGCCCCUGGGGUACACCUACUGCCUGCCCCUCGUGCAAGGGCUGCGCAAGGCUCUCCGGGAGCGCUUCGAGCCCAUCUGGGAGGACAAGAAGCUGCUCCUGGCCGCCUGUCUCCACCCGCGCUUCAAGGCCGACUGGCUGGAAUCGGCUGCCCGGGCAGACCAGACCAGCAGGUACAUGAUGGAGGCCGUGCUGAAGGCCGAGAUCCGGAGCACCGUGGCAGAGGAGGGCGCCGAGCCUCCGGACCGGGACCCGGCCGGGGAGGAGGACCUGGAGGACGACUUCUUCAACCUGCAGCCGCGCGGCCGGCGGUGCGGUGCGGACGCCGUGGACGAGGAGGUCUGGCGCUACUUGAAGGCUCCUGGUCGGGAAGCCUCCUCCUUGCACGCCUUCCCGCACGUCCUGCAGCGCUUCCUGCUCUACAACACGGGGCUGCCCUCCAGCGCCGCCGUCGAGCACCUCCUUUGCGCCGAGACGUGCGCUGCGGUUGAUGCUGGGAGGCAGCCCUCCGACGACAAACUCUUUGAGCAGCUCUUCCUCCUGAAGCAGAACAAGGGCGCCUUUUAGGAUGGGAGUCUUCUCAAGCCCUGGAAACGACGACCAAAGAAUCUUGUGCAACAAGUGUGCAACGAGUGCAGUAACGCAUAUCUGCACUUUGUAUUGACGAAGUAUUCCACAGCUCAAAUCACUUUGGUGUUGUGUGGUUUCCGGGCUGUAUGGCCGUGUUCUAGACAGCAAAGCCUAGAGAAGACAAUGAUGCUGGGGAAAGUGGAAGG
Anolis sagrei ordinatus is the source of this 3212-nucleotide messenger RNA. RefSeq lists its product as uncharacterized. Gene Ontology annotation, molecular function: DNA binding. Gene Ontology annotation, biological process: regulation of DNA-templated transcription. The record is from RefSeq and is a predicted model, not a curated record. NCBI's taxonomy places the organism in Eukaryota, Metazoa, Chordata, Lepidosauria, Squamata, Anolidae.